Messenger RNA from Ictalurus punctatus (channel catfish), 423 nucleotides. RefSeq names its product atonal bHLH transcription factor 7 (gene atoh7). Bases 1 to 423 code for a protein of 140 amino acids. The transcript has a single exon. The record is from RefSeq and is a predicted model, not a curated record. Lineage: Eukaryota; Metazoa; Chordata; Actinopteri; Siluriformes; Ictaluridae. Gene Ontology annotation, molecular function: protein dimerization activity.
AUGAAGCCUUGCACACCAUCCUGUGUGGAUUUGGGUUCUGAGUGUGAUCCCAGAGACCUUGAGAAGUUUCGGAGUGUGGUACGGAAGAGAGUGGCAGCCAAUGCCCGAGAGAGGAAGAGGAUGCAAGGCUUGAAUACAGCUUUCGACCAGCUGCGCAAAGUGGUUCCUCAGUGGGGUCAGGACAAGAAACUUUCAAAGUAUGAAACGUUGCAGAUGGCUCUGAGCUACAUUAUGGCCCUCAACCGCAUCCUGAGUGAUUCUAGUAGAAACAGCACCCCUCAGCGGCAAUGGCUGGAUCUGCAGGAUGACAGCCAACAAUCAGAGAGCUACCCCUGCAUCGUGAGGUACAGCUCACCCACUGAAAAUGAGUGCAUGUACACCUCCUUCCCUUACCAUUGCGAGGAUUUCCAAGUCCUGACUUAA